Fulmarus glacialis (Northern fulmar) is the source of this 2106-nucleotide messenger RNA. RefSeq names its product coiled-coil domain containing 110 (gene CCDC110). NCBI's taxonomy places the organism in Eukaryota, Metazoa, Chordata, Aves, Procellariiformes, Procellariidae. The record is from RefSeq and is a predicted model, not a curated record. The coding region runs from base 1 to 2106 and encodes 701 amino acids. The transcript is spliced from 7 exons.
AUGAGGGGCUGCCCCGCCUUCUCCGGCUGCCAGCCCCCACACCUGACCCGCGUGGCCGUGACAGAGUUGCCUCGAGAUAAUCACACAGUAGGAGCAGAAGACCCAACUGACCCGCAAACAACACUGAAAAUUCUUCAGCAACAGCUGGAAUCAUUUCAGACGCUUCGGAGAUUUUUUGUAAACAACCUCAAUCUUUUUCAGGUACAGUCUAAAAUCUAUGAGAUACUAAAUAAAAAUAUAUUUGAAAGGAAAACUCCACUACGUAGUUCAGACAAGAUUCUGAUGACUUGCACACCAAGUGAUGCAACUCUGCUUAUGGAAAACCGUGAAUCGCUGCCUUCUAAGAGAAAAGUUCAUCAUGAACAACAACCCUGUUCAGAUGACCACGUGGAAGCAAAUUCCAACACAGGAAAUGUUGUCAGUGAUAUAAGUAUUCCACACAGGAUUUCGCUUAAAACUAUGGCAACUGAAAAGGUUGAAAAUUCAGAAGAUCUGUUCGGAAACAACAGGAUACUUGUAACAAAAAAUGAACAUAAAUGUGGACAUUUGCUAUCUAGCACUGAUUUGCAGACAGAAAGGUUGAAUGCUGCCCAUGAGAAGGUAAUUUUGACUAAAUCUAAACAUCAUAUACCUUUUCCCAAAUUUGGGAAAGAAUUUCAUAAAAUAGACACUACUAACUACCAAGACACUACCAAGUUGCUGAAACAAGAAUUUCAGAAAGAAAAAAUAAAUAACUUACAAGAAAGUGCAGAAAUUGUGACCUCUUUAGAUGAAUCACAUAUUGGUUUAGUUCCAGUUAAAGAAAAUGGCCUCUAUUUUGAUCAAGAAUUUUACAAAGACUCAGAAUUUGCCAAUGUAUGGGGUGGGUCUCCUACGACAGUAUACAGUGAAAAAGCAGAAUCUCAAAACAAAAAUGUACAAAAAGAAUUUAGCAUCAAUUACAGUGAAGGUGACAGAUUCCAGGUUAAUUCUUUUUCCAAGAUGGUGAAAGAUAAGCUACUAAUGCUUGAUAACAAAGAGCAACUAAAAAAAGAAAAAGAACAACAACAGACUACUUUAAAUCGAACAUUACUGAGGCCAGGAAAUCAGAAGUUCAGUGAAAUCAAAGUAGCCUCUGAAUAUGAUGGCAAAAUUGAAGCAUCGCAAAAGUCCCUGAAAAAUUCUAAGCAUUUGCAAAAAACAGUACAUGAUCUUCCGAAUGAAAAUUCAGCACUCAAGAACAAAGUGGAACUUCUUACUGUUACCAUACAGUCUUCAAAAGAAAAAAUAUCAAAAUGUAACAUGCAAAUUAAGGAUUUAGCUGAAGAAAAGAAAAGUGUGCAAAUCCAGUUGGUUAAAUCACAAGAAGAUAACAAGGAAUGUAUUAAGGAACCAAAGAACUUCUUAAGAAAAUCAGAAGAAAAGAUGACUGCUGUUACCUGUGAAAGAGAGAGGCUCAGUGCAGUCCUAAAGUUCUUGCAAAAGGAAUGCUUCAAGUUACAAGAAACAAAUAAAAAACUUAAGAUAGAAAUAUCCCAGCUCACAAAAGAAAAUAGUUCCCUAGAGCAAGAGCUUGAAAGAAAUCAGAGUGAAAUGCAACAAAUAAAAGAAAAAGAAACCGCGACGAAAUCUGAACUGGAAACUCAUCUUCAGUUAAUGCAAACACUGGAAGCCAAAAAAACUAACCUUGAAAUAACUCUGCAGGAAUGUUCUGAUACUAAACAGAUGCUGCAGAAGGACUUUGAGAAACUCGAAUCAGAUAAAGCUUAUACAGAAAAGAAACUCAUGAUGGAACUCCGAAAUGCAAAAGCAGAUAUUGAUCUUUUAAAGUCUAACUUGACCAGUGCAAACAGAGAAUGCAAGAAGUUAUCAACUGCAGUAACAAACGUCACAGAGGAAAAUCAGUUACUUAAGAAAGAACUGCAGGAAUAUAGACAAUUCACUUCCAAAUAUGAAAGUGACAUUAGAAAAUUGACCGAAGAACGCUUACUAUUAGAAAAUGUCCUGUGGACUACUGAAAAUGAGAGAGAUGUAUUACAGUUGCAGUUCUCCCAUUUGCAUGAGGAUUAUAUUUAUCUUCGACACCAAGCUACAGCUCUAGUCUGUGGGCAAAGGAAACCUGGUUAA